GACCGUUUCUCCCUCGUCGUCGACAAUUGUUUGCCUAAAACCUGUCCUAUGUACAGCUAGCUGAUAUCGCUGCUAUUGUUAAUAUAGACCUUUGUUCUGAAAUAGCAAUAAAGUUCCUGAAUUCUCACUCGAAUUGGGUCCAACCCAAUGGUCCUCGCGGCGGUAUUCUCUACGUAACAGCUGCAAGGAGGCCUUCGCAUGUUCGCUGACAACGUGGUUGACCUGCGAGAACACAUCUCUGACUUGUGCAUCUGGAAGAAGCAUGAUUUUCAUCGCUUCUCCUCGUGCAGCUGGACAUGACUGUCUGUGCCGUCUUGGGUUACGGGCUCAACGCUUCAUUUGAACUCUCAUAAUCCUCAGAUGUAAUUGAAUUCCUUCGUUUGUGUAUAUAUUGCCAAGGUGCGACUACCUGCGAUGUCCACACUCCCAAUUUCUACAACGCCCUUUUUCCAUACGACAAGAGGAAGUACGAACCCUUCGCAAUGCCCCUGGUAUCUAUUUGGCGCAUGCUAUGGACUAGCAUCAUUCCUAGGAAGCCCAUGCUCUUGACAUCCACCGUCAACCGACCAUUGGAGUGCAGUGACGAUGGUUUCGCUUUUGCCGAUACAUCACCCUCGCGUUUCUCCCAAUCACCGCGUUCCCUCUCUUUCGGCGUACCUUCACGUCCCUAUCUACCUAGUAAAUCUGGUCAUCCAGAUUGCGUCUUUACUUCAUCAGCAAUUUGUUGCGCGACUGCGACCUUCAAUUUUGCCCCCAAUUGUUCUGCUCAUCGAGGUUCUCGGCCAAUGAGCCGAUCCCUCAUUGUGGCGUGGAAGCACGUCACUGCCAACCUUCGUUCUCAAGAGUCCUAUGACGACGAGAUGGAGUUUGUUGCGUCAAACUUCAUUCUUGUCGAAUCUCCCACUCCUAUGCCGACACAUCCUUUGAUGGUUGAUGCUUCUUUGCACCAAACGUCCUCGGAGAGGUGAUGGUUUGAUGACAUAUCUUUGAAUAGAGCCUUACUAUGGACCAUUUCGCCGGUUACUUUGUUCCGGAUACCUCGCGGAUUCAUUUGCUCUUAUACAUCUUCGCACCCCUAGACACCUUUCAGCUCUAGUAGCAGUAGAAAAAAAUGAAUGGACCCUUCAAGUUCAUUUUGAAAGUCAUCUCGAUCAGUGCGUUGCAUAAAACUCUGCACAUUCGACGCGCGAAAUACCAUUUGGGGUGAAAGCCGUGACGCAGGCAUCACGCGGCUGUGCCAUGUAGUUCGAAAGGACCCUCCGCCUCAAUGAUUCUCAAAUGACAACCUCCUUCAUCGACGUAGUCUGCCUGUCUAUAAUCCACCUCCAUAGCUUGUUUCUGUGAGUUUUUCUCUUCCAGCUUUGGUCCCCUGAAAAUAGCUUUGCGCGACAUGUUCCCCGUUGUUUGCUGAACUCCUUUGGUCCUCUAUCGGUCAAUCUCACGCUGUCGAAGCCUCUGCAUCAGGAAAUCAGCUAUGGUCCUUACAGCCCUUAUGGAAGGGCAAUAAGGGCGAUUAAGGGCG
Somion occarium is the source of this 1522-nucleotide messenger RNA. Lineage: Eukaryota; Fungi; Basidiomycota; Agaricomycetes; Polyporales; Cerrenaceae. The record is from the annotation of a GenBank genome assembly.